AUGGCUCAGCCUGAUAGCAGCCGUGCACGGGCCAAGUCGAUCGGGCACUACAUCCUAGGAAAGACGAUAGGCGAAGGCACGUUCGGAAAGGUCAAGCUUGGAACCCACAUCUUGACCUCGGAGCGUGUAGCCGUCAAAAUUCUCGAGAAGGAGCGGAUCGUUGAAGUGGCAGAUGUGGAAAGGGUGGCUCGUGAGGUGCAUAUUUUGAAGCUAAUCCGGCACCCCCACAUCGUGCAGCUGUAUGAGAUCAUUGAGACGCGCCGUCAACUAUAUCUCAUCAUGGAGUACGCAAGCGGUGGAGAGCUCUUCGAUUACAUUGUUGCCAGGGGGCGCGUGCCUGAACCAGAGGCAUGCCGCUUCUUCCAUCAAAUCAUCGCUGGUCUCGAGAAGGUUCACGCCAUGAAUAUCGUGCAUCGGGACCUCAAGCCCGAGAACCUUCUCCUGGACGAGCAUAAUAAUAUCAAGAUCGUGGACUUUGGCCUGAGCAACGUCUUCAGGCAAGGCCAACUGCUCAAGACCGCCUGUGGAUCUCCGUGCUAUGCUGCUCCAGAAAUGAUUGCAGGCCACAGCUAUGUCCCGCAUCUUUGCGACCUGUGGAGCUGUGGAGUCAUCCUCUUUGCCAUGGUCUGCGGCUACCUGCCGUUUGAGGACCAGAACACUUCGGCCCUGUACAAGAAGAUCCUCUCCGCGGACUACAAGACUCCGAAAUUUAUCUCCGAGUCCGUGCGCGACCUCAUCGCCCGGCUCCUCACCACGGACCCGUCGCGCCGCUUCCAGGUGCCGGAUGUCCGGGCCCACGCCUGGUACCGCCAAAUCCCGGAGGCCUCAACCCCGGUGCCAGAGGGCACUCCUGGACAAGGUGAGAAACAGGAUAUGAAGCUGGAGGAGGGAGAGGGUGUGGCCGACGUGGACCCUGCGGCCGAGGCAGCCGAACUCAAGCAGCAGGGAAACAGCGCCUACGGCCGCGGCGAGGUGGAGGAGGCAGUUCGCCUCUGGAAUCUGGCCAUUCGCCGUCACGUGCAGGAGCUGGAAGCCGGAAAAGCUUUUGGCGAGGAGUCCACGACCCUGGAGAGAUCGAUCUAUCUGAACCUGGCACAGGGCUACCUGAAGCUCGGGGAUGCGGAGAAAGCGCUGCGGGCUUGCAAGGUGGUCCUGUUUGCCGAUCCGGCCAGCGCCAAGGCGCGCUUCCGGGCGGCCGAAGCCACGCUGAGGCUCCAGCGCUACGAGGAGGCGCGGACGCUGCUGCAGCCGUUGCUGGACCCGCCAGUGCCAGAGGCGGUGCGCCUGCUUCAGAAGGUGCAGGCGGAGGAGAAGGCCCAGGCGCUCCUGGCGAAGCGAGAGGACGCCGAGGCCCAGAAGCUCCUGGCGCAGCGCAUGAGUGCGGGGCUCUCGGGUUUCGCGGCGCAGAAGCCGGACCCCGUCGUCGAGGUUGAAGCACCUUCGAGACUGCCCCCCAUGGCCGAUUUGGACACUGUGUCUCACAUGACGGACAUCUCGGCCGAGGCUGCGCAGGCAGCCCGAGCGCGUCAAGCUCGCCUGGAGGCGGAUGAAAGUCCAGCACCACCUGAUGCCACUUUUACGGACUUCGAUGCCUUCCGUGCUAAGGCUAUGAAGCGGUCGCAGAAAUAUGCGAUGGCAGCGGAGCGCAGCCGAAAGCACGGGGAGGCAGCCCAGCGGUCGGUACGCUUGAACUGGUUGCGUGCUGGCCGUGCCGGCGGCGAGCUGGAGGGCUUUGCGGCUCCUCUGCGAGAGGAACUGCGGGAGCUGGAGGCCUUCGACGAGGCGCAGAGGGCCACGGGCGAAGCGGAAGAGCCUGACACUGGCGAAUGGCGAGAAGGCCUGUCCUCAGAUGCAGUGCAGACAACACAGAUGGAAGAGAUGGACUGA
Messenger RNA from Symbiodinium sp. CCMP2592, 1887 nucleotides. The record is from the annotation of a GenBank genome assembly. NCBI's taxonomy places the organism in Eukaryota, Dinophyceae, Suessiales, Symbiodiniaceae.